AUGCAUGAAAUAUUAGUACCCCCUUCCGGCAACAGUGCUUCUCUCCAUACCACGCUAGCCGAAAAUAGUAGUUAUCCAACUUACAUAAUCCAACGGGGACCCUCCGCAAAGAACCUUUCGUGCAACAAAAGACUCCGCCUCCAAGGCUACAGGCUGAUGAUGGGGAACCGGAAGGGUGGGCAGAGAGUUGAGGUCCUGCAGAAAAAGUUCUCAAUUCGUACUGUGCAUGACUCGAUCGAGCAAUCCAAACAAAACCGACCGUACCCAGGCAGUCGCGCUCUACUUUCGGGGCGGAAAAGUCCUCGCACCUUGCUCAUCGCUAUUUGGGGAAACCCACGAUAACGGCUACCUGCCGUAUGAGGUCAGGUCACACUGUUUCAGGGGAUUGUCCAAUAAGGUUACAGUAACAGGACCGGUAGUCUUCGGUGUGCCAGCCAGGUACUCGAGGACAGCGACGUCCGCACGAUAAGUAUCUUUGAAGGGAACGUUCGCCGAUACAAGUACUCGUACUUGUAAGGUCGCCUGCCGGGAUGGGGGACGGUAUCAUAGGCGAAGGGCGGCAUUACCUUCGAUGGAAAUCUCCAAGCGCUCAGAGCGGUAAAACUAGGGACUGCGGGUAGCUGGAGUUGGGAAGAAUUUCCUGGGAAAGUUACACCUGCCCGCCGGCCAACACUAAAGGGCGACCGGAUCAUUUGUUAAGGGGUUCGAGAAACUCGGCGGGCACAUUGGGUAGCUUUUCCAUUGGAGUGCUACUACCGGUGGGAUACUGGGUAUCAUACUCGAGUAUCGUGGAUUGUCACGGGAUGGGAGAGGGCAUCUAAACUACCGUAAGCAAUGAAUUUCGUUUCAAAGUUGAGGGAGCGAGGCAGUUUAGGAAGCUCUUGAGGCAUAUUCAUCCUUGGCACAACUUCUCCCCCGCUGUCCGGAGGGGGUAGAUUGUGAUGACUAACGACGGCGGGGGUUUGGUUCACUUGUGGUUAUAGUAUCGGUCGCAAGCUUUCGAUGAAGAAUCCCGUGGGGAAUUGGUAGUGGAAGGGGUACGGUACUGUGCCGUAGUAGCACACUGGAUAAGUUGGCCCUCGUUUAAGCUUAACCAUCUUCAAUUCUUCCGCCUCCGAGGUCGCGAUUUCUACAGCUCUUGUACUUUCUUCUAAAUCCCUAGCCCCUUCUUCAUCUCUGUGCUUUACAGUAUUCUGCGGGGGGUGGUGGAGAAAAAGGUCAAAUAACGAGUCAUAGGCAUU
This is a messenger RNA of Tuber melanosporum (Perigord truffle), 1241 nucleotides long. RefSeq lists its product as uncharacterized. The record is from RefSeq and is a predicted model, not a curated record. Lineage: Eukaryota; Fungi; Ascomycota; Pezizomycetes; Pezizales; Tuberaceae. Bases 1 to 342 code for a protein of 113 amino acids. The transcript has a single exon.